Drosophila miranda is the source of this 1440-nucleotide messenger RNA. RefSeq lists its product as uncharacterized. The coding region runs from base 587 to 1354 and encodes 255 amino acids. The transcript is spliced from 4 exons. NCBI's taxonomy places the organism in Eukaryota, Metazoa, Arthropoda, Insecta, Diptera, Drosophilidae. The record is from RefSeq and is a predicted model, not a curated record.
CACAAUGCCACAAAAAUGUGCCAAAAAAACAAUAAACAAAAACAAAAAAUAAUGUAAAGACAACAAAUUAUGAAAGACCCCAGAAGGAAAGAGCCAGACCCAGGCCCAGACGCAGGCCAAGUACACCAAUUUGAGUCAGAGAUGACGUUAAUGGAGCAGAAGCCAACAGCCGGUCUCCGUCUCAGUUUCAGUUUCAGCCUCAAACGCAGCUCAAUGGAGCUCAAGCGAGGAGGCCAGACCACACCAGACCAGACAGAGAGCGUGCGCAUGCGCGGCAACAAGAGUAACGUUACGUGAUUUACUAAAAAACUCUGGCUGGAGACGGAGACGAGACUGAUUCGAAGACUGAUGGGUAGGGAGGGGGGAGUUGGCGCGCGUGUGGCAUGCCGGAGACACUCACCUCACUCUCCAUUUCAGUUGCGGCCCAGACGCGCAUCGGGCAGGUUGUCAACGCGUUGCGCACUCGAACAGAAAGAAAUCGAACAGAGCGAAAUACGUUACUCGUUCUUUUUGGUGCUUUGGCAAUCUAGUUGGUUCACCACAAUCUAAAUGCUGGCAACCAGCUGGCCAAGUCUGACUGCUGAUCAUGUUUUGGCCAAAACAUUACCCGGGCUGUGCUAGCCUUUGGCUGCCGCUGCUCCUCAGCCUGCUCUACACACAAAACGCAUCCACUUUCAUUGUGCCACAGGAACUACCAACCAUAUUAUCCCUAGUUUUCUCCAACAUACCACCGAUUAAAAAAGGAACCGAUUCACGUCUUGGCUUUGGCUUUCGUUUGGGCGAACAUGCCGAUUUCCAAGUGCUCGUCGAGCUGGGGCCCCAGAAGGAGACGAAACCCAUUGGGGAGCCCAGCAAGGAUGAUCAAUCGUUCAACAAACGCCAGGUGAGCCCCACCGAGCAGAAGGCCCUGCUGCGACAGCAGUACCGACAGCAACUGAAGGAAGAGGCCGAGAGAUUGAUGACCUCUACGGAGCGAAAUGGGGCCACCUGGCUGGAGAGCUGGUCGAACGGCAUGAAACCGCAAAAGCCCAAGGCGAAGGGUAGUGCAAGGCGUCCGAUCGAAGAAAGCCAGGCCCCCAACCUGCCGCUGCAGCCACAAGUUCAAGAGAAUGCCAUGCAACAGCUGCAGCAGCUCUACAAGAUGGCCAGUACCAGCAGUACGAGUAGCACCACUGCGGCUCCUCCGCCCUAUGCAGGUGGUGCUCUCAAUUUAGGUGGCCCCAGUGGGUUCAAGCUGCCACCGCCAGCCCUCGAGCAGGAGUCCAACGCCCUGAGUAAUAUUGGUCCUGCGAGGAGCAAGAGCGAAAUCACAAAGGAGCUAAUGGAUGUCAGCCUGGAGACAGCGGAGGCUUAGGUUGUGCAAUUUUCUAGUUACUAAUUGAUUACAUUACUUAGCAAUUUUCUUGUAAAUAAAAACAAAUCUAAACGAGGGGGAACGUU